This is a messenger RNA of Zonotrichia albicollis (white-throated sparrow), 1319 nucleotides long. It is a transcript of the gene WDSUB1, whose product is annotated as WD repeat, sterile alpha motif and U-box domain containing 1. Gene Ontology annotation, molecular function: protein binding; ubiquitin-protein transferase activity. NCBI's taxonomy places the organism in Eukaryota, Metazoa, Chordata, Aves, Passeriformes, Passerellidae. The record is from RefSeq and is a predicted model, not a curated record. Gene Ontology annotation, biological process: protein ubiquitination.
GCCGUGCUCUGGGACGUGCGGUCCAUGCAGCUGCACCGAUCUGGGAAAGUUAAAGAUGGUUCUUUGAUGGCUUGUGCAUUUUCUCCCAGUGGAAACUUCUUUGUCACUGGAUCAUCUAGUGGUGAUUUAACCAUUUGGGAUGAUAAAAUGAGAUGCCUGUGUAAUGAAAAAGCACAUGAUCUUGGCGUUACCUGCUGUGAUAUUUCUUCACAUCCAGUAUCUGAUAGUGAAAAUGGAUUCAAAUACUUCCAGAUGGCUUCCUGUGGACAAGAUAAUCAUAUCAAACUCUGGCUUAUUUUGUUUGCAGAUUUCUCAGGUGUUCAGUUAAAGUAUAAAUGCACACUGAAUGGACACUCUGCCCCAGUUCUGGCUUGUGCAUUUUCAUGUGACGGACAGAUGGUAGUCUCGGGGUCUGUGGACAAGUGCAUCAUAAUCUAUGAAACUAGUACUGGCAAUACCCUUCAUACUUUGUCUCAGCAUACAAGAUACGUUACAACUUGUGCUUUUGCACCACAUAGUCCUUUACUUGCCACAGGCUCAAUGGAUAAAACUGUGCACAUAUGGCAGCUUGACCUUAAACAACCCUGUCCAGGAGGUACUGUAGAAAAUGAAUCAAAGGUGGCUGUUGAGGACUGGUCAGAGGAUGAUGUUUCAGCCUGGCUGUGUGCACAGGAUUUAGCAGACUUUGUUGGACUUUUCAAAAUGAAUAAUAUUGAUGGCAAGGAACUACUGAAUCUUACUAAGGAAAGUCUUGCUAAUGAAUUAAAAAUUGAGUCUCUGGGCCUGCGCAGUAAAGUUCUCCAGAAAAUUGAAGAACUGAGGAUGACAAUGACCUCGGUUUCUGUUCCUGAUGAGUUCCUAUGUCCUAUAACAAGAGAGCUUAUGAAAGAUCCUGUCAUUGCCACAGACGGCUAUUCCUAUGAAAGGGAAGCAAUGGAAAACUGGAUCAGCAACAGACGAUCGAGUCCCAUGACAAAUCUUCCUCUGCACUCGCUCACUCUCAUACCAAAUAGAACACUAAAAAUGGCCAUUAGUCGCUGGCUAGAGACUCAACAGAAAUAGUUAAACCACUUAAUCUUGAAAUUGUUUGUUAAAAUUAACUGAAAUUUUAUGCAGCUGGAGGAAUUAAUUGUAUCAGAAACAAAUGGAAAGCAAAACUUGUCUUUCUCUUCUAUCUGUGGCUGGUUCGACCUUCACUGGUGCAAACUCCCAGAACAACUUUUAAGUUCCUGGUAGUUCUACUUUGUGGUAUUUCUGUUUAAGAAUCAAGUACUCAAACUCAGUUUUUCAAAUAAAAUUUUCUUAUACUUGUUACUACA